This is a messenger RNA of Microthlaspi erraticum, 1299 nucleotides long. NCBI's taxonomy places the organism in Eukaryota, Viridiplantae, Streptophyta, Magnoliopsida, Brassicales, Brassicaceae. The record is from the annotation of a GenBank genome assembly.
AUGUUUACUGAGGAUAUUCUGACGGAGAUACUAGCGAGGCUGCCCUUGAGAAGCAUCUCGAGAUUCAAAUCGGUUUGCAAAACAUGGAAAUCGACAACAGAAACAAACUACUUCCGCAGGCUCUUUGUGUCUCUCCACAAAAACUCCUCUUCCUCUUGGUCACUACUGAUGUGGAGUGAUGUAAUAAACUUGCAUAGAUGCGAGACAUGGGAUCUUCCAAAGUCUCUGGCUUGUUGUAUUACGAGUCAUGUAACAGGCAAGUUCACUUACAUGGCUUCUUCCAGUGGAUUGGUUUGCAUUCAUGGAUAUAGUAAUAAUACUUGCUUCGUGGGCAAUCCAGUAUUACAACAGUGGGUUCGAAUCCCUUCCUCUCCAGAUCCGUAUGCAAAUCUUUCCAUUGUUAUGGACCUUCUGGUGACGCGCGUGGACGAGGACGGUGUCGUUCUUGCCUUCAAACUGGUUAAGUUCGCUAAACAUAUAGCCAAGAGACAAGAAUCAAUGACUUCUUUGUAUCUUUUGGUGUACUCGUCUGAGACAGGUGUUUGGUCUGAAAAGCGUCUUGAUUGCUUACAUUACUACACCAGUUGGGCUCCUGCUGAGGCUCUGAACGGGACGCUCUAUAUAUCACCAUCAGGUUAUGAUGGUACUGAUGAUCCUGCUGGUCUACCAGGAGUGCUUAUAGCUCAUGAUUUAUAUGGUGAAUCCGAUCGUUGUCGGGUUAUACCUCUCCCGGAUCAUGAUCCGGAUCACAACCGGUUCUUCAAAAGAACCUUGACCACAUCCUCCGGGUCUGUCAUGUAUAUCAAAACCCUACCUCACAGUCUUUUGAAGGUUUGGAUGUUGACCAAGAAUGAUGAUUGGCAGCUUCUGUGGGAGUCUCGCCUCCCGUUUAUAACUUGUGAUGAUGAUAUCCUCUACUAUGCUCCCUUGGCUAUGAAUCCGUUUGAUCCCAAUCUUGUCUACCUAUGGAGUCAACAGCAUCGUCAUUUGGUAUCUUGUAACUUGCAGACACAAAGCUACCAAAUCAUGAGAGAAGACGACGAGUCAAGAAGAAGGUCUAUUGAUGAUGAUGAUGGUCUUGGAAAAUGUUUCGUGAACCAGUCUGCGUGUGAGAUGCAUAUGAAUAUAAGAUUUGAAGCAGACUCUGGAUUUCCAAUCACUCUUUUCAUUUCCGUGCUCCCAAGGUGGAUGGAAUCGCUACCAUGUCCUCCCCAAGUUGAGAUGAUGGAUAAAAGUUCGCUACUCUCUUGCCUUCUUCAAAUGGAGGACAAUAGACCAAAGAUUAGGGAUACCAAAUAA